This is a messenger RNA of Dama dama (fallow deer), 5501 nucleotides long. It is a transcript of the gene CXADR, whose product is annotated as CXADR Ig-like cell adhesion molecule. Gene Ontology annotation, cellular component: basolateral plasma membrane; bicellular tight junction; intercalated disc. Gene Ontology annotation, molecular function: cell adhesion molecule binding. Lineage: Eukaryota; Metazoa; Chordata; Mammalia; Artiodactyla; Cervidae. The record is from RefSeq and is a predicted model, not a curated record. Gene Ontology annotation, biological process: homotypic cell-cell adhesion. Bases 16 to 1305 code for a protein of 429 amino acids. The transcript has 7 exons.
ACGCACCCGACGGGGAUGGCGCGGGCCGCCGGGGCUUCGCUACUACCGGAAGUGACGUGUUUCACCUGCCGAGCGAGGGCGGGGUGGGACCGGGCAGCGAGGUGCGGCCGCCGCCAGCCAGUCGGGAGCGCGCGAGGAGCUGGGAGACUGAGACCCCGGGGUGAGAGCCGCCUACCUGCCGUCGUCUCCCACGGCCGGGCCGCCACCAUGGCGCUUCUGCUGCGCUUCGCGCUCCUGUGCGCAGUGGCGGAUUUCACCAGAGGUUUGAGUAUCACUACUCCUGAACAGAUGAUUGAAAAGGCCAAAGGGGAAACUGCUUACUUGCCAUGCAAGUUUACGCUCAGUCCGGAAGACCAGGGGCCGCUGGACAUCGAGUGGCUGCUGUCACCAGCGGAUAACCAGAAGGUGGAUCAAGUGAUUAUUUUAUAUUCCGGAGACAAAAUUUAUGAUGACUACUAUCAAGAUCUGAAAGGACGAGUACAUUUUACAAGCAACGAUCUCAAAUCUGGUGAUGCUUCAAUAAAUGUGACAAACUUACAGUUGUCAGAUAUUGGCACAUAUCAGUGCAAAGUGAAAAAAGCUCCUGGUGUUGGAAAUAAGAAGAUUCAGCUGACAGUUCUUGUUAAGCCUUCAGGUACAAGAUGUUACGUUGAUGGAUCAGAAGAAAUUGGAAAUGACUUUAAACUCAAAUGUGAGCCCAAAGAAGGUUCUCUCCCUCUACGAUAUGAAUGGCAGAAGUUGUCCGACUCGCAGAAACUGCCCACCUCGUGGUUACCAGAAAUGACGUCCCCUGUUAUAUCUGUGAAAAACGCCAGCGCCGAAUACUCCGGGACAUACAGCUGUACGGUCCGAAACAGAGUGGGCUCUGACCAGUGCCUGCUGCGCCUGGACGUCGUUCCUCCUUCAAAUAGAGCCGGGACAAUUGCAGGAGCUGUGAUAGGAACUUUGCUUGCGCUCGUGCUUAUCGCUCUUAUUGUCUUUUGCUGUCAUAAAAAGCGCAGAGAAGAAAAAUACGAAAAGGAGGUUCACCAUGAUAUCAGAGAAGACGUGCCUCCUCCCAAGAGCCGUACGUCCACUGCCAGAAGCUACAUCGGCAGCAAUCACUCAUCCCUGGGAUCCAUGUCCCCGUCCAACAUGGAAGGAUAUUCCAAGACUCAGUACAACCAAGUGCCAAGUGAAGACUUGGAACGCGCUCCUCAGAGUCCGACGCUCCCGCCCGCUAAGGUAGCUGCCCCUAAUCUGAGUAGGAUGGGGGCGGUGCCUGUGAUGAUUCCAGCGCAGAGCAAGGACGGGUCCAUAGUGUAGGGCCUCUGUGCUCUUCACCCGUGCUCUCCUCUGGGAAUAUGAACACCCGUACAUUUUGCUACCAGCCUCAAAAUACAUGAGAAAAAAAAAACAGCUAACCCAAAACUGUAAGAAUAAUACAUCAAAAAGUUUUGUUUGGUUAUACUGAAAUAGUAAAGGCAUUGAAGUUCUGAGGACAGACUCACUAUCUAAAUAAUAUUUCCUUUAAGAGCUUGACUUUAUAGGUUUCUGAAUAUCAAUACUUAAGUCAGAUGUGGCACUUUGAAUAUGAAAUCAGAGGUGAAGAAGGAAAUUGGUGAACUUUCAUGCACACCAAGUUGAUACUUGAAUCAUCUAAAAUUUCUGCCAUUGUUUUUAGAUUGCUUUUUUUCUACUUAAUUUAUGUGACCCAGUAGUGUUCCCCUAACCCCCUCAAAAUCGGUAAAGAAAGAUUCAUGGCAAAAAUACUUACAUGCAUUUGCGUUUGUUCUUGUUUUCACUUCUUUGAAAGCUUUGUGUUUGAAAUGUCUCUAAUAACUAGAAAACACUACAGUGUUCUAGAAAUCACCUAGUUCCGUGUAAUUCAUAAGCCUUGGAUAUUAAAUGACUUCUUAAGUAUUUAACGGAUAGAUUGCCGUGAGUGGCAGGGACAUAGAUUGCUGGCAGGGACAUAGUAGGCUCUUUGGUAUGCUAAAUUAAAGGAGCAUUUAUCUAAUUCAUUUAGAAAAUUUGCUGUUGAUGACACUAGUGGUGCAAUAGUGAGGAUGGAUUUUGUUGAUUAAUGUUCCAGUGGCCCGAGGCCUGUGGUGGUCUGCAGAACAGUGACCUGCUAUCGAAGAUGUAUAGUAUUUUGCAGUUCCCAAGUAAAUGCUGGUCCUGCGCUUUAGGUGACAUUUGCCUAAUAAGAAAAAAAAUUAUAACUCAUUUGUUGUUUGGCAAUUACAGAUUGUCAUUCUCUAAAUUAUUGGUUCUAAAUUGAAGAAUUUUUUGUUUUCCUGGUUUGGUUUUUUGUGUUUGUGAUGGUGUUGCAUAUUAUAUGUUCUAGAAAGGUAAUCUGAAAUUUACCCUCUUGAAUGCAGUUCCUGGAGGAUAUUUUCUUCAUAGACUUAGAAUGAUAAACUACAUUUUAAAUUAGUAAGUGUCCUCUGUCAAUUCUGUAUUUCAGACUUGGGAGGAUGUACAGUUGCUAUUGUAUGGCCAACAUGUCUUGUGUAGUUUCAGAAAAUCAAGUUGAGCUUGGAAAAGUUUUGUCUUAGUUUUGUGGAAGUGACUUAAUCUUUAAAAAAAAAAAAGAGAGAAAUGAAAGGAAAAGGAAUUAGAAAAAUACUCCUACUGCCAAAUGUGUUAAAUACUGUUUUAGUAGAUGAAAGUGAAUUUAUUGUAUUUCCCUUAAGAUUGUGAGGGAGUGUGGAUUUAGUAGAAUGAGCCAACAGUUUCUUUAAAGUAAUAAGGUCUGCAAUAAAUUAUUUCACUAGCUCUAAAACCUUUUCCCUAGAUUUUAGUAGGGAGUUGGUUUCUGUUCAUCUCUUUGGGUGCUGUGGUGGUAAAUGCUACAUUACACAUUAAUGUUGGCAUGUAUUUAUGAUUAGGCAGAGUAUUGUAUACAUUUUUUAAUGGCAAAUUAAAGCUGAAUGUGUAAUGGAUUCAUGUAUAGUUUUACAUAUUUGGAAGCAUUUUUAACAUAGGUUUUUAACGUUACAUAAUGUUGCUUUUAUACUUAUGUUAACAUUUUCAUCUGUGCCUUUUGGGUAAUUUAGUUUUAUUACGAAUUUCUGGUGCCUAUGAGCUAGCUAUCACCUGAAAGGUGCUUAGAGGUGAAGGUACUGUUCCUGAAAGUGCAUCACUGUGAUACCUAUCUAUCCUCAUACCUUCAGUCUGCCUCUUCCUGUUCUUUUUGCAUACAAGGUAACUGAUUGUGUUGCUCAUGUAAAGUUUUUAAAAUGUCAACAUCCCCUACACUCUUUGACUGUGUUUCUGAUUUUAUAAUAAUAACUAUUUUUGAAUAUCAGAGCUCUGAUCUGUUUUAUAUGAAUAAAAUGUAUAAGGUAUUAUAGAAGUAAAUAACUGAGCACAGACAUCACUAAUAAGAAUUUUGGUCCUUCCUCGUCCCAGUUUUGUAAUGAAGAGUAUUCUAUCAGUAUACGUAGAAAUCCCUACAAAAAGUGGACAUAGGUAAGGCUUUCCUUACCUUAGACUUCAUAGUUAGUCUGGGAUUUGACUGUAGAAUCUCUUCUGAAAGUGCUUUGCAGGCAAGAAUACCGAAGUGGCUGCCAUUUCCUACUCCGGGGAUCUUCCCUACCCAGGGAUCGAAUCCACAUCUCUUGCAUCUCUCCUGCGUUGGCAGGCGGAUUCUUAACCCCUAGUGCCAUCUGGGAAGCUCCCCGUUGUUUCUCUUCCCUUAGACUUCGCAGUUAAUCUAGGAUUUGGCUGUAGAGUCUCUUCCAGAAUGCUUCCUUCCAAUUCAGGUCCAUUAGCACCUACAGCCUGAAAAACAAGGUCAGAGGAAAAAAGGCCAUGACCUCAAGAGACCUGUUAGAUGUGGUUGAGUUUGGAGGACAGAACUCAGUUUUCAGUUUAAAUCUCCAGCUACUCGUAAAUUUCAGUGAAUCCAAAAGUCAGAUAGUGCUGACAGCUUCCUAAAUAAUUCUGACUGAUAGUUUCCACUGAACUAGAGAUCAAAUAUUUGUUCAGAAUUACUGUUGGUAAUCAUCAAGCAAGUCAACAAAAGAUUAUUAUUCAAGCAUUUUGAAAUGUCAGUCAAGGACAGUGCUGAACCAUCAAAGCAAAGCUGUUCCAUUCCACUUUGUACCUAAGAGAAUUGACACCAUCUUUUUGAGUUAUUUGGGGUACCUUUAAAAGAAAUAUAGAGGUUAUCAUUCUGUGUUUUGAAUAUGUAGAUUACAGGUGUUUGUUUUCAUAUGGCAACCUUACUAAUAUUUCCCUGUUGGGAAAUCAAAAACAAAAAAAAUAUUGAUUAAACUGACCAGUUACUCCAGGCAGAUAACCUUUAAAUUUGGACUGUCAUGGAGUCAUUGCAAUGGAAACACAGACUGAGUGUGUCUUACGGGGAUGUUAAUUCAAGAAACACAAUUAUAUUAUUGGUAUGAAGAUCUGGUUCUUAUUAAAAAGAUGAUUUUUAGGAUUGAGUUCUGGAUAUUUGUAGCAGGUAACAGGGGCAGAUAAGACAGUUUGAUUAAACAUGAAAAGAAUUCAUUGCAUGAAGUUGGAUAUCCAGUCCUGUAAUGUAUGGCUUCUUAACUAUUCUGUCUUUCUCUGUGCGUGCAGCAUGUAAAUUUGAAGUUAUAUAAACGUUUAAAGUUUUUUUUCUAAUCUUUUUCAUCUCCUUAGUGUUUAGGGCUUUCAGAUGGCCUUAUUCCAGGGUGCAAAGAAAAAAAAUUCAUAUUUUUUGUGGUUAAUGCUUUGAUGUGUCAUGUAAGGAGUAGUUUGUAGAAAAUGUUGGCACAAUUUUAACUUUUUAGUGGCUUGUGACAUAUAUUAUAUAUAUGUGUAUAUAUAUAUAUCUUUAUAAUAUUUCUGUGUUUAGUAGUAUAAAUGUUCUGGGCAAGUUUUAAUAUUUCAAAUGCCUUUGGAUAUUCUUGCAAUAAAGGCGACGUGUUCUGUAGUUAGACCUUUUUUACUCAUUUGACACUAAAAUGGUUCAUAACUGAGCACAAAUUCUACCUAAUAGAAAUAGGAAAGAACAAUAUAUAAAUUGGUGAAUUGUGGUUCUGUUUGUCUUAUGAAAGGUAACACCAACACACGUUUGUUGUUUUGGCUUCUCACUGUUAAUUAAAAUCUAGUUUUGCAAAAUACCCUAGUUUGUAAUUUCAGAGCGCGGUAAAUGUCAGUUGAGUUUCGUUUAGACCUCAAACACUAAAAGCUCCAAAGAACUCUGUUUUCUACUAACUUAUUUUAUGACACAAGUGUUGAGAGAGCCGCAAUUCACUGAUUCUCUUAUUCUCAUUCCUAACUGUGAAUUUUUGUGACAAAUACACUUGUACUACUGAGAAGAAAUAUUUUGACACUUCACAUAUGCAAGUAGAGAACUGCAAGUGUCAGUUUCAAAAAUGAUUUUUUUGUAUUUCAAGUUUCUGGCUUAAAUAUCCAAUGGUGCAGAUUUUGAAAUUUGUAAGAACAAAGUUUGGUUUGAACAAAGCCAAAAACUUGCUCUAGUUUUGUGACCUUGUGUACUUUGAAAAUAAAAUCAAGAAAGCAGU